Messenger RNA from Thunnus maccoyii (southern bluefin tuna), 6193 nucleotides. RefSeq names its product neogenin 1a (gene neo1a). The coding region runs from base 906 to 5396 and encodes 1496 amino acids. Gene Ontology annotation, biological process: cell-cell adhesion. The record is from RefSeq and is a predicted model, not a curated record. Gene Ontology annotation, molecular function: protein binding. Gene Ontology annotation, cellular component: membrane. The transcript has 28 exons. Lineage: Eukaryota; Metazoa; Chordata; Actinopteri; Scombriformes; Scombridae.
UCCGAUAGAUACUACUAAAUUCUACCUACUGCACCUUUAACUUGUGUCAAAAGCUGAGAAAGUGCUUUCCAAUGAUUACUCCCAACCCUAUCACAUUACAGAGUGGUUUAAUUCAAUAUGACUUUGGUUAAUAUGAAAUUUAUGGAUUAAUUGAACUUGUAAGUUGCAAUUCAUCUUAUAGAAAUAGAAUAUAUGAGUUUCCGACUUAUUAACUUGUUAUUAACGCAAUAUAAAGUGUCACAUUUGCACAUACAUUUUAGCACACCGGUAAACCCAUACAUCCAUGAGUAGACCUGAGGUACAGUCCCACACCAUAUUUUAGUGUUUGCCUGAGCACACAGACAGACAGCCAGGAUCCAAACUUCCGUGUGACUCCACACCCUGUUUUCCGGGGAGCCGGUGGAGAUCCAGCCCUUCAACACGCUGCUCUCUCUUACGUCCCGUCCGUGAGCAGUGAGCUGGCCGCGGCGGAGAUUUCUCCUUCUGGUCGGAUCGUAUCUUUUCUCCCAACUGAGCUCUUUUCUAGUCUUUUUUACGCGCUUGUCAGAUAUCGGAGUAGAAAAGUCGGCGCGUCGGUGCUCAGUCGCCCGCAAAUCUUUUUGUCCUUGCGCUGCGCCUCCGUGGCAAUGGAUUGAUUUCAGUGUUUUUUCUCCGACCUCUGCCUCGACCAAGUUGAGAAAACAGUCUGUCUAACCUGCGGCUCUCUCUUUCCAGCUACAUGUUUCAUCCGGCCAGUUUUAAAAGUACCUGGUUCCGGAUGUUUCUGCACAUUUUGGGACUUUGAACUUUUUUUUUUUUCCUUGUGCAUUUGCAGGAGGUGGCCGGGGAUUUUAAGGAUUUCUUUUUUAAAAUAAAAAGCUUCUCCUGGGUUCCCGAAGCCUGCAAAGAUUUAUUUGUGAAAAGUGAUGGCCGAGCGGGGAGCUCUGUCGCUCCUCUCUCUCCUCUGUCUCACCUUUCUCUACACGGAGACCACCGCGGCAAAGCAUGUCGACAAAGCGUCCGCAGCGCAGCCCUUCAGCCCCUUCUGGUUCACGGUGGAGCCCCAGGACACGCUGGCCAUCCGGGGAAACUCGGCACUGCUCAACUGCUCGGCCCACAGCGAUGCAGCCACGCGCGUAGAGUGGAAGAAAGACGGCACCUUCAUGAGCCUGGUUUCGGACGAGAGACGACGCAUACUCCCCGAUGGCUCGCUGUUCUUCACCCACGUGGUCCACUCCAAGCACAACAAGCCUGACGAGGGCACCUACCAGUGCGUCGCCACCAUCGACAACCUGGGGUCCAUUUCCAGUCGCACGGCACGCCUCUCUGUAGCAGGCAUACCGAGGUUCGUCAGCCAGCCGACGCCGUCCUCCGUGCGUCUAGGGGACAGCCAGGUGAUGGCGUGCGAGGUCAACUCGGACCUGGUGCCCUUUACCCGGUGGGAGAAAGACCGUCAGCCCCUGGAGCUGAGCGCCAGGCUGGUCCUACUUCCCGGCGGCGCCCUGGUGGUCAGCAACGCCACGGAGGAGGACGCCGGCCUUUACCGCUGCCUGGUGGAGAACGUGGGGUCGUCGAAAUUCAGCGACGAGGCGCAGCUCCAGAUAGUGCCAGAAACCGGAGAAGAGAGGAAGCUGGAGUUCCUGGUGCAGCCUGUGUCUGUGACUAAGGCGGUGGGCGCCAGCGUGCUGCUACCCUGCGUGGCCACAGGUUACCCUGCGCCGCAUGUCCGUUGGAUGUUUGAAGACAAGCUGCUAGAAGAAAGUGAGGGUCGUGUGGAGGUGCUGGGAGGGGGCAGUCUCCAGAUUUUCAAUCUCACAGAAGGGGAUGCUGGAGUCUACACCUGCAUGGCAGACAAUCCCAACGCCACCAUCGAAGCCCAGGCCCAACUCACAAUACAAGUUCCUCCCCAAUUCGUCAAGCGGCCGGCCAACAUUUACGCCCACGAGUCCCUGGACAUCGUCUUCGAGUGUGACGUCACCGGCUCACCGGCUCCCACCGUCAAAUGGGUGAAGAACGGAGACGCUGUCAUCCCCAGCGACUACUUCAAAAUAAUCAAGGAACACAACCUGCAGGUUCUGGGUCUGGUCAAGUCGGACGAGGGUUUCUACCAGUGCCUUGCGGAGAACGACGCGGGCAACAUCCAGUCCAGCGCACAGCUCAUCAUCUUGGAUCACGAUGUAGCCCUGCCCCCUUUCCCUCCCCCCUCACUGACUCCUAACACUACUGACCAUGUAACGCCAGGCUCCGGUGGUGUAGCCGGUCCAGCAGGGCCCACUCCCUCCGCCCCCCGAGAUGUCGUGGCUUCGCUGGUUUCCACCCGCUUCAUCAAGCUCACUUGGCGCCCACCGGCUGAGCCGCACGGAGACGAGUUAACCUACUCCGUCUUCUACAGCCAGGAGGGCACUAGCAGGGAGCGAGUAGUGAAUACCAGCCGUCCAGGGGAGAUGCAGGUCACCAUCCAGAACCUCAUGCCAGACACCAAAUAUCGCUUCAGGGUUGUGGCCCACAACAGCAACGGCCAGGGAGAGAGCUCCGCAGCGCUCAAAGUGGCCACCCAGGCUGAAGUCCAAGUGCCCGGCCCCGCUCCCAACCUGCAGGCGGUGUCCAACACGCCGACCUCCGUCUCUCUGAGCUGGGACACCCCCCUCACUGGCAACGGAGAGAUCCUCACCUACAAGUUGUACUACACAGACAAAAGCAUCGGCACCGAACAGGAUGUUGACAUCGAUAGUCAGUCCUACACCAUGACCGGGCUGAAGAAGAACACCGAAUACAGUUUUCGCGUGGUGGCCAACAACAAGCACGGUCCAGGUGUCUCCACUGAAGACAUCACAGUCCGCACCCUGUCUGACGUGCCGAGCGGCCCUCCUCAAAAUUUCACUCUUGAGGUCCAGAACUCAAAGAGCAUCAUGCUCCGGUGGCAGCCCCCGCUACAAAACGCCCAGAACGGAGAGAUCACAGGCUACAAGAUCCGCUACCGCAAAGGAUCACGGAGGAGCGAGGCAGCCGAAACCACCGGAGGCACCCAGCUUUACAAGCUCAUUGAUGGUCUGGAACGUGGGACAGAGUACUCCUUCCGAGUGUCAGCCAUGACGGUGAACGGCACGGGACCGGCCACCGAGUGGACGACAGCAGAGACGUUUGAGAGCGACCUGGACGAAUCGCGUGUACCAGACCAGCCCAGCUCGCUUCACGUCCGGCCGCUGGUCAACAGCAUCGUGGUGAGCUGGACGCCGCCAGAGAACCAGGACAUCGUGGUGCGUGGUUACACCAUCGGCUACGGCAUCGGCAGCCCCCAUGCUCAGACCAUCAAAGUGGACUACAAGCAGCGCUACUACACCAUCGAGAACCUCGACCCCAGCUCGCACUAUGUGAUCACACUGAAGGCCUAUAACAACGUGGGUGAGGGGAUACCUGUGUAUGAGAGCGCCAUCACCAGACCGCAGUCAGAUCCCAUAGACCCCGAUGUUGACCUGUACGAACUCUUCCAUGCUCCAUACACCCCAGUACCAGACCCCACUCCCAUGAUGCCACCCGUGGGUGUUCAGGCCUCCGUGCUGAGCCACGACACCAUCAAGGUGACCUGGGCUGACAACUCACUGCCCAAGAACCAAAAGAUCACAGAUAACCGCUACUAUACGGUGCGCUGGAAGACCAACAUCCCUGCCAACACUAAAGUAAAGAUGGCCAACACCACCAGCCUGAAUCACAUGGUGACGGGACUGAAACCCAACACGCUGUACGAGUUCUCUGUCAUGGUGACCAAAGGCCGCCGCACCAGCACUUGGAGCAUGACAGCCCAGGGCACCACCUUUGAGACCAUUCCCAGCUCCUCCCCGAAAGAUGUGACGGUGGUGAGCAAAGAGAACAAACCUCGCACCAUUAUUGUCAACUGGCAACCUCCAUCUGAGGCCAAUGGAAAGAUCACUGGUUAUAUCAUCUACUACAGUACAGAUGUAAACGCAGAGGUCCACGACUGGGUUAUUGAACCAGUGGUGGGCAACCGUCUGACCCAUCAGAUCCAGGAACUGACGCUGGACACGACGUAUUACUUCAAGAUCCAGGCCCGAAACUCCAAAGGCAUGGGUCCGAUGUCCGAGGCCGUGCAGUUCCGAACUCCAAAGACCUCGAAUCUUCCAUCGAAGCCUGGGCCUCCAGGCAACCCACUUACGCAUGAACCUGGAUCCCCAGUUGGUAAAUCAGGGGUGGGAAGCGGUGAAAAUCACAUCCUGGUCAUUGUCAUCAUCAUCUCAGUGGGAGCGUUCACCAUCAUCGUGGUGGUGGUGGGCGCCUUCCUGUGCACGCGGCGCACCACGUCCCAUCAGAAAAAAAAGCGGGCUGCCUCCAAGUCCUCUAACGGCUCCCACAAAUACAAGGGAAACUCCAAAGACCUGAAGCCACCUGAUCUUUGGAUUCACCACGAGAGGCUGGAACUCAAACCCAUGGACAAGUCGCCAGAGCCAAACCCAGUCAUGACCGAAACGCCCAUCCCCCGCGCCUCACAGGACAUCACGCCGGCUGACAGCGGCCUGGAUAGCAACCCUCACCUACAGCAGAGGCGCAACUCCUACCGUGGCCACGAAUCAGAGGACAGCAUGUCUACACUAGCAGGCCGGCGAGGGAUGAGGCCUAAAAUGAUGAUGCCUUUUGACGCACAGCCACCUCAGCCUGUGAUUAGUGCUCACCCCAUCCAUUCCCUUGAUAACCAUCACCACCAUUAUCACAUGGGCAGCCUGGCGUCGCCGACACGCAGCUACCUCUACCACCAAGGCAGCGGGCACCUGCGCCCGCACGCCUGCGCCACCCCCAUCUCCCAUCUAGACAGGGUGGACUCUACAGAGUCAGUAAGGAAUACCCCCAGUUCGGAGCCCCUCCCUCCAGCCACCGCCUCCUCCCAGGCCUCCUGCCCCUCGGAGAUCCUCGCCGACCCGGAGGGCAGCUACCACGGCUCCACCACCACAGAGGAGGAGCCCAGCUACACCAGCAACCUGCCCCCCCACCGCUCAGCCCACCCGCACGCCCACGCCCACCCGCUCAAGAGCUUCGCCGUACCCGCCAUCCCAGCCAGCAGCCAUCCAUCAUACGAGUCACCUGCCCUGCCCAGUACUCCCCUGCUCGCUCAGACCGGGCCUCCUACUCACCCCCAUGUCGUUAAAACAGCAUCCAUCGGGACACUAGGAAGGACACGAACACCCAUGGCAGUCACUGUGCCCAACGCCCCUGAUGUGCCAGAGACCAGCAAGAUGCUGGAAGACGUAGACAGCGUGCUUGCCUCCCUCCCCCCCUGCCCCUCCCCCGCCCCUCGCAGUAACCCUGUUCCUCUCCCUCAGAGCUACGAGCCCGACGAGCUGACCGAGGAGAUGGCCCACCUCGAGGGCCUGAUGAAGGACCUGAACGCCAUCACCACAGCGCCAUGAGCACGCACACACACGCACACACACACAUACACCUACACGCACCUACACACUAUCUCUGUCAUCCACACAGGUAGAACCAACACAUACAUACAGAAAAGACACACACGCUCUAAAAGUCCAAACAACACACCCAAACAUAAACCUUGGGAGCCAGAGGCUGGUGGACACAAAAAUGGCUUCUUGUGCCCAAGAAACUCUCACGUCCCCCCUGCAGAGAAAAAAAAAAAACAACAAAAAAACAAAAAACUCCAGACUGAAACUUAGGAACUUUUUUCGGCUUACCUUGCUCAGUCUCAGGAAGGAGAUUGCCAUGAGAGGGAAGAAAAAGUGAGACGCUUCAUCUUUUUAUGAAGAACCAUUCUCAGAGACAAUGAACUUUAAAACAUUGGUCGCUUUCAACCGGAAGAUUGUGAAUUUUUUUCCUCAGCAAAAAUACGUACGGUAGGUGUUUGUGGCGUGCGACAGAAGACCGCUCACUCGAGAUGAGACAUAGUUUGAAUUCAAUGUCAAGUCAAAAGGAGAAAGUCCAAAAAUAUGCUGGUAUUGAUGUUGGUGCUCAUGCGGCGCAGUCUACACACAGUGUUUGUUUGAUUAGUGUUUCUUUGUGCAUUUUGUAUAUCUAUUGGGCCAUUUCAGUGAAGUGAACAUUGGAUAUCAGCCCCCCCCUUUACAAGCCUACAUUAUUCAUAAACGUGGUCAUUUUUUUUUGUUUUUACCCCCUUGUGUCAUAUAUUGUGCCAUGACUUUUUAUUAUUUUCUAUGUUAUUGUAUUAUUUUUUUACACACAUAUCCUUAUA